Pistacia vera is the source of this 1097-nucleotide messenger RNA. Its product is annotated as vacuolar protein sorting-associated protein 20 homolog 1-like. Gene Ontology annotation, cellular component: ESCRT III complex; multivesicular body. The coding region runs from base 178 to 855 and encodes 225 amino acids. The transcript is spliced from 6 exons. Gene Ontology annotation, biological process: vesicle budding from membrane; late endosome to vacuole transport via multivesicular body sorting pathway. The record is from RefSeq and is a predicted model, not a curated record. Lineage: Eukaryota; Viridiplantae; Streptophyta; Magnoliopsida; Sapindales; Anacardiaceae.
GACCCGCUGGCGCACACGCCCUCUCGCUGGCGAUCGACUCUUUGUGGACUCUUGAUGAUCAAAACGACCAAAGAAUAAGAACGAUAUGAUAUGAGGGAGCUCUGUAAUCUAGGGUUUCCUCCACAAGUAUUAUCGUUUUGUUAAUAUUUUAUUUUGCAGAAAAUUCAAUAAAAAAACAUGGGAAAUAUAUUUGUGAAGAAGCCUAAGAUCACCGAUGUGGAUCGAGCCAUUCUCUCCCUCAAAACCCAGCGACGCAAGCUUGCUCAAUACCAACAACAGCUUGAUACUGUCAUUGAAGCAGAAAAACAAGCUGCUAGAGACUUGAUUCGUCAAAAGAGAAAGGAUAGGGCAUUGUUAGCAUUGAAGAAGAAGAAAACGCAAGAAGAAUUGCUGAAGCAAGUUGAUGCCUGGCUCAUUAAUGUCGAACAACAAUUGGCAGAUAUUGAACUAGCAAGCAAGCAGAAAGCUGUAUUUGACAGUUUGAAGGCAGGUACCAAUGCUAUUAAGGCUAUACAAAGUGAGAUAAACAUGGACGAUGUUCAGAAGUUAAUGGAUGAUACCGAAGAAGCUAAGGCUUAUCAAGAUGAAAUUAAUGCGAUAUUGGGUGAGAAAUUGUCAGCGGAAGAUGAAGAGGAUAUUUUGGCCGAAUUUGAGAACUUGGAAACUCAGAUGACCGUUGAAGAUAUGCCAGAAGUACCUACUAAAGGACUAUCUGAAGAACAAGAGCAUCUGGAUCUGCCUGAUGUGCCAACGAAAGCUCCAGUUGCUUCCAAUGUGGUUGCGGACGAUGCUGAAAUAGCUUCAGCUGAAGUGUCCACGAAGAAGAAAGUAUUAACAGAACCACUGCCCGCGUAGUUGAAUGAACUUCCAAACGAACUUCUAAACGAAAUUGCAACAUAGAGUCUUGUGAAGCUGCUAAGCAUUUUUGAUACACCAUUUGUUGGUGGCCUUUGUCAAUGCAUGUACUAAUUCAUUUGGUUUGUUUUUGUGUACAUUUUGGUUUGGUUUAGCUUUCACAAUUAUUCUCCAAAUAAGAUUUGUACAAAUCUGUAUAAUAUUUUAAUUUAUAUUGAGGCGUUACACAGCCUUUAUAUUCA